CAUAUCUUGAAUCUCUCCAUGGUCCUCGAUGGAAUCCGAUGAAGCUUUGUCCGAGGCUUUGCUUUCGAGGAAACCUAUCCGGCGCGUCGCACUCGCGUGCAUUGCAUGUCGCCUGAGAAAAGUAAAGUGUGAUUCCACACAACCAUCCUGCAUUCGCUGCCGAGUUGAUGGCAAACAAUGCGAAUAUCAGAAAUCCCGCCGGGGAGGCCGCCCUCGACGCCCUGCUGCGGCUCCAGUACAAGCAGCGAGCUGGCCUGACCCAGCGCAAGCUCCCACUAUUAAUGGGCCUGUGGUUCACGCUCCACCGUCCUUGAGUGUGGCUGGAAGCACAUCCGCCCGGAGUGGUUCAUCCGGCUCGUCUCGCAGUCCGUUCCGCACUUCUCCACCUUCGUCGACGGGCAACUCGGACGCCUUAUUGGACCUUGGGUCGUUAUUUGGGUUCGGGUCAGUUGCAUGGCUCCGUGAAGCAACAUCUGGUAUUACUGGAAUCCAGGCGGACCGCCUGUUGACACAAUACUACGUCUACUUCCAUGCGUCGCAUCCAUGCGUCCUCCCCAAGGUUGCUCUCCACGCGCGAUUGGUAAAUGAACCGGGCUUCGCCUGCACUCUCCUUCCCGUGUUGUUAUACAUAGGAUCUAUCUUCACGGACUCUGCCCCCUCCGAUCUAUUAUCUGAGAUCGCUUUGAAAGCUGUUAACGAGGUUCGGUCUCAAGGCUCGCAUUUUACCCCCGUUUUCGUGCAAACGUUGACCUUGUACUCCAUUGCCGUAUAUUGGUGCAAUGAACCACAACGAGGUCGCAACAUAUUGGAUGAAGCAAUCCAGGUCGCAGUCGAUAUCGGAAUGCACCGUGCACAGUUUGCGAAACAACAUGGCUGCGACGACCCAGUUCUUGAGGAGAGUUGGAGGAGGACGUGGUGGCAGCUAUACAUUACAGACGCACAUAUCGCAGGGAGCACGCAUACAUUCCCAACAAAGACAGGAGCAUUGCACAUAACUACCGAGCUGCCAUGUGAGGAAGAGCUGUAUGACUGUGGCGUACGUUCAUUGAUCGCAAGUUGAGAUUGACCAGACAUUGGUAACUUUGUUGUAGCAAAUCCCGCCCAGCCCAAAUUUACGCAGCUAUGACGU
Molecule: messenger RNA, 1129 nt
Organism: Aaosphaeria arxii CBS 175.79
Lineage: Eukaryota; Fungi; Ascomycota; Dothideomycetes; Pleosporales
Exons: 2
Coding region: 29-1060 (343 amino acids)
Biological process (GO): regulation of DNA-templated transcription; DNA-templated transcription
Molecular function (GO): DNA binding; DNA-binding transcription factor activity, RNA polymerase II-specific; zinc ion binding
Source: RefSeq, a predicted model, not a curated record